AAAGAAAACUCAGGUUCACUGGUACCAGCAACGUACACAUGUGGACAUGCAGAGGUACCGGUGGCCAGGUUAUGAGAUGCAGCUUCUCAGAGAGCUGCAGAGACAACAAAACAACGCCCAGUUCUGUGAUACCCUGUUGCAAACUGAAGGUAUCUCAGUCCCAACCCACAGUUGCAUCCUCGCAGCUCUCAGUCCCUACCUGUCUCAGAAGCUGUCAGCCUCACCGCCUCCUCCAUCGGGCCAGAAGCGCCAGCUCCAGCUCCAGGCUGUCAAGGCCCAGACCCUGCUGAAGCUGGUUGGUCUUCUGUACUCCGGGGAGGUGGAGGUGAAGGGAAGCAUAGAACAGAAUGACGUGCUGUCUGCAGCCCGCCAGUUUGGGAUAACAGCCCUUGUUGAAAGACAGAGCUUCUCCAUUUCCCUUAAUGAUGACUCAAACUCCUUGACACCUCAGGAAGACAGCUCCCACCAGCAGUCAUCUGAGUUUGGGGACAGGGUUGGGACAGGAUUGGACGAUAAAAAAACAAAUGCCAAGACGGCUGAAACAAGGGAAGAUACCGAGCAGCCAAGCCCCGCCAACAGAGAUGAGAUACCAGGAGAGGAACAAGGAAACUCUACAGAGAAGCAUGCGUGCGCAAAUAUAGGGACGAAGAGUCUGGCUAAGAUGAAACAGAUGCAAAAGAUGAUGAUGAAAGAGACGACACAGAUUUCUAUCAAGGUGAAGCUGAGGAGGAGGACCAAAGGAGAAGUGUGGGAGGUUGUGAGCAUGCAAGACGCAGAUGACACACUGUCAGUUCUUACCUCCCUGAAACAGACGGACCGUACAAACGGUGAGCCCUCCUCUGUCCAGCCAGGCCAACUUCAUAAACCAGAGACCCUGAUUCUUCAAUCUGCCACCGCCAACUCCCCCGAACAACCACCUCACCCCAACAAUGCCCCUGACUCCCAGCUUCUCUGUAGUGACUGCCUCACCCCAAACCAUAACGAUGACCUUGAGUCAGUCCCACUCCCCCAGCCUCAGGCUCUUGUGGAGGAGUCUGAAGAGCAGAUAGAGAAGCUGCUGGAGGACAUCAUGAUGGGCCUGAACAUCCUGCCAAACUUGAAGAGGGACUGCAAGAAGUCUCAUCACCUUCAACGAGGCCACGACGGCACACCGGCCAUGUGCCAGGUCCCGGUUACAGAGGAUGAGCGGGCGCAUAGUCAAAUGCCUGCUCCCGUCGGUGCAGCAGGGUGUGUGUAUAACCAGGAUUUUGGGACACAGAUUGGUCACUCUUCAGCAGGUAUCCAUUGUUGUUUUACAGCUCAGAACCAGCCCAGCUGCUCAAGCCUUUCGCCCGCGCCUGUGCUCAUCCAGCAGCACCAGCAGCGCUCUCCUCAGUAUCACUCAUCCGUCACGUCCAUAUGGCAAAGAGAUGGAACGAACCACCAGAGCACGCCAAUAUCCAAAAGUCUCAAUUGUAUAUAUCCUGAAGCACCCACAAUAAGAUCAGUCAUACCCCCAUCGUUAUACUCCAGUGGGCAGAAACCACAUUAUCUAGCACAUGAGGAACUGUCUUCACAAGAUGAUGAGAACAUCCUAGAGUUUUUACCCAUGACGAAUGGAAAUGAGGCGGAGUCCUUGCGUUAUUUUUCUUUACCUUGCGUGGAUGAUAUGCGGCUUCCUCGAUGUCUCUCUCCAUUAGAGCCAUUUGCCUCAGCAGCAAAACGUCAGCCUAUCCUCAACAACUCGACCAACCAUGACGAAAAAAUUCAUCCCCAGCCAUCUCAAAAUGGGCGAUCCUGGCUCACAGAAAACCCUGGAUCACUACAAUUUCCUCUCAGUGCCAUCACUCACAGAGAAAAUAAAAGUGUAUAUUUACCACAGGAUACAAACCACAGCUGUUGGUCAAGGCGAUGGCAGAAACAUCCAGAGAAUCCACAAAAUAGGGGAACCUGGGCAGAAUCAGUGUCAGAAGUGAAAUCUGACCAAAGGAAGAUAAAGGAAUGUUUAAAAUGUAAACAAAGUGACACUAAAGGUGAUGCUGCGGUGCCCAAAAGGAGGAAGAGAAAGCCCACAAGUCAUCCACAAAAUGCUGCCAGUUCUCUUCUGGCAUACAACGAUGUGAAAGUCAGUGAUGGAACACUAAAAAAACUAAAAAGAUUCAGUCAAAUUAACCUGAGUGUUUGUUCAGUGAGUUUGUCAAGCAACAAUGUGCUGGCAAAGGAAAGGGAAAUGGCCCCCAGUGCUUUAAACAUACCAAACAAAUUCUUAGGCAAACCAGAUGAACCGUCAGCCAUCACAGAAAGUUCAAGGGAGAAAACCAGAGGGGCUGGGGAUCUCAGUAUCGACCAGACUCGGAUCAGGACCAGGAGCUUCUUGAAAAAAACUCAGACUCAAACUCAAGAGACCCCAAGUGACACAAGCCUAGAAAAUUAUUUGGUUUUAAAACCCGUGGCCUGUAGAGCUAAGAUCUUGAAUGAACAAGGAGUCUCACCCGUCAGGCGGAAACGUGGAAGGCCGCGAAAAGCGAAGCUUGAAGAGAACCUUCCUGCCAUCAACGGUAAUAACAGCCACGGUGCGGAAAGUGAGCAGCAAAUUGACAACAAUUUGCCAAAGGAGGAGGAGGAUGGUGAUAAAACAAAGAAGAGGCAUAAAAGGCGGAGGAGGAAUAGAAGUGAAGGGGAGGUAAUUGCAGUUAAGAAGGCCAAAAGCGCUGAGACCGCUGGCAAGGCUGAGGCAGACGAUAACGAUGACAGAAAACUUGACGCACCCAAACGGCCGCGGAUGGUCACUCUGAAGGAGUUUCAAAAGCUCAUCAAGCGCCAACACUCAAAAACAAGAAAGUCAAAGGAGAGCAAGGACAAGGAAACAAACGAAACUGCAAGAGAUGUAGGCGGUGAAGCGAGGCCAUGUGGCAGCAGAUGUGAAAAAUUAUUUAAGGGGACAGAAUUGGACGUAGACAUCAGUCAGCGUCAGAACGGGGACGGGAUUGAAGAGCCUUGCGUCAAUGUCACAGUUGAUAAAAAUCACAAUCAAAUUUUCAACAAAUCAACAGCUGAGUAUAGCAAAUCACGACGACAUGACACAAACAGCUCUACCAGUGAGGAGACCAGUUUGUUGAGUGAGGAGUACCAUCCAGUGUUUUCCUUUGAUGUCUUGGGAGAAGAGGUGGCCAAGUUAGCUGCUGACAGGGAGCAAACACAGAGGAGUUCUGAUGAAGCACUAAAAGCCAGUGAUGCAGGAGGGUCAGAUACAACGCAACAGACUACCAUCAAUGAUGAAGGCUCAUCUCACAGUGACACCCACACAGCGCCUCAAGAAGACAAAAUGCCUUUGGAUAGCACCUUGAAUCCCCAGACCCCAGAGAGAACUGAUCCUUUGUCAGGUGCUGUUGGGUCAGGCUGCAAUCAAGAAGAAGAGGAGGAGGAAGUGGAGGUGGAUGUUCUGCUUUACUCCCCAGACAAAGUGGCUCAGUCCAGAGAGUGUGAGAACAGACUGGACAACAUGAACAUCAGUCCAGAGGAAGAAGAGGAGGAAGAUGUGAACGAGAUCGAUGUGACCGGAGAUGAGGCAGAGUGACCUUUGUACGUGUGCAUAGUUUUUACUGUGUUGUGUGACUAGUUCAGCGGCACUUUGAUGUGCCAAGCCCAGUUUUCUCUCUAUUCUGGUAUUAUGUAUGUUCACACAGUGCCAGAUGAAGUCCAUUUUGCUGUCAAACUAUGUAUAAUAGAUUUUUAUGUCCUUUUUCUGUUUUCACCAUCAGUCUGUGUCCGUCGAUCACAAGCUUUGUACAUGCAAGAAUCACAGGCUGCGUGCUGGUUUUGAGCUUCAUUUAGUUCCAUAUGCAAGGUUUAAAAUGGAUGUUUAAUUCCCAUGAAUAAUAUGCUCAAGCAUUGAUACAACAGACAAAAAGUUCUUAGUGUUGUUUACAUUAACAAUUUAUAUUUAUCAAUAUCUCUGAAAUUUGAAUCUUCAGACUGAUUAAGGUAAAAGCACUUCAGUGGUAUUGUGUCUCUAAGUAACUAUUGUAAAAAAAAACAGAAACCUUAUUUUGAGCCAGUAUUUGUAAAGCAACGUGUGUUUAAUGUAAAUUACAUAAUUAACAGUUAUUGUUUA
Molecule: messenger RNA, 4093 nt
Organism: Morone saxatilis (striped sea-bass)
Lineage: Eukaryota; Metazoa; Chordata; Actinopteri; Moronidae
Exons: 7
Coding region: 47-3556 (1169 amino acids)
Biological process (GO): positive regulation of transcription elongation by RNA polymerase II
Molecular function (GO): protein binding
Source: RefSeq, a predicted model, not a curated record